GCGCUGGGCCCGCCUCGGCAGCCGCCGCCGCUGCUGCCGGGGAAUGAUCUGGGCGGCAGCAGGCGGCCUCGGCUAGCGGCCACAGCGACUUCUGCGGCUGCCCAGAGGAGUAAAGGUCGCCAGUCCCCGUGUCGUCCCCCUCUCCGCCCCCCAGGAGGGGCGAGAGGGAGCCUCGGCUGAUGUCAGAAAUACACUUUCGGGAAAUGGCCUCUAAAUCUUGGCUGAAUUUUUUAACCUUCCUGUGUGGAUCAGCAAUAGGAUUUUUUUUAUGUUCUCAGCUAUUCAGUAUUUUGUUGGGAGAACAGGGUGACACCCAGCCUAAAAUUCUUCAUAAUGAUCCUCAUGCUAGGCAUUCAGAUGAUAAUGGACAGAAUCUUCUAGAAGGACAGAUGAACUUCAAUGCAGAUGCUAGCCAACAUAAAGAUGAGAACACAGACAUCGCUGAAAACCUGUACCAGAGAGUUAGAAUUCUUUGCUGGGUUAUGACAGGCCCUCAAAAUCUGGAGAAAAAGGCCAAACACGUCAAAGCUACAUGGGCCCAGCGUUGUAAUAAAGUGUUGUUCAUGAGUUCAGAAGAAAAUAAAGACUUCCCUGCUGUGGGAUUAAAAACCAAAGAAGGCAGAGAUCAACUAUACUGGAAAACAAUUAGAGCCUUUCAUUAUGUUUAUGACCAUUAUUUAGAAGAUGCUGAUUGGUUUUUGAAAGCAGAUGAUGAUACAUAUGUCAUAGUGGACAACUUGAGAUGGCUUCUUUCCAAAUACAAACCUGAAGAACCCAUUUACUUUGGGAGAAGAUUUAAGCCCUAUGUAAAGCAGGGGUACAUGAGUGGAGGAGCAGGAUAUGUACUAAGCAAAGAAGCCUUGAAGAGAUUUGUUGAUGCAUUUAAAACAGAAAAAUGUACACAUAGUUCCUCCAUUGAAGACUUAGCACUUGGGAGAUGCAUGGAAAUUAUGAAUGUAGAAGCAGGAGAUUCCAGAGAUACCACUGGAAAAGAAACUUUUCAUCCCUUUGUACCAGAACACCAUUUAGUCAAAGGUUAUCUACCCAGAACCUUUUGGUACUGGAAUUAUAACUAUUAUCCUCCAGUAGAGGGUCCUGGUUGCUGUUCUGAUCUUGCAGUUUCUUUUCACUAUGUUGACCCUACAACUAUGUAUGAGUUAGAAUACCUCGUUUAUCAUCUUCGUCCAUAUGGUUAUUUAUACAGAUAUCAACCUGCCUUACCUGAAAAUAUACUAAGGGAAAUAAAUCAAGCAAACAAAAAUGAAGAU
This is a messenger RNA of Propithecus coquereli (Coquerel's sifaka), 1268 nucleotides long. It is a transcript of the gene C1GALT1, whose product is annotated as core 1 synthase, glycoprotein-N-acetylgalactosamine 3-beta-galactosyltransferase 1. The record is from RefSeq and is a predicted model, not a curated record. The annotation marks the transcript as partial. Gene Ontology annotation, molecular function: N-acetylgalactosaminide beta-1,3-galactosyltransferase activity. NCBI's taxonomy places the organism in Eukaryota, Metazoa, Chordata, Mammalia, Primates, Indriidae. The transcript has 4 exons. Gene Ontology annotation, cellular component: membrane.